Leptidea sinapis is the source of this 1167-nucleotide messenger RNA. RefSeq lists its product as uncharacterized. NCBI's taxonomy places the organism in Eukaryota, Metazoa, Arthropoda, Insecta, Lepidoptera, Pieridae. Bases 8 to 1108 code for a protein of 366 amino acids. Gene Ontology annotation, cellular component: transcription regulator complex; nucleus. The record is from RefSeq and is a predicted model, not a curated record. Gene Ontology annotation, biological process: regulation of transcription by RNA polymerase II. The transcript has 2 exons.
GAAGAUAAUGGAUGAAAAACUUAUUGAAAGUGUGAAAAAGUUUCCGUGCAUUUGGAACACAUCUUCAGAAUUUUACAAAUGCAACGAAACAAAAGAUGCUGCGUGGGACCAAAUUAUCAUUGAAACAAACAUAUCGGAUGUUACAACUGCCAAGUCGCGAUGGAAACAACUGAGAGAUAACCAUCGGGAUGCCUUAAAAAGACAAAAUGCAACAAGGAGUGGACAGGCUAGAAAACAACGAAAAGAAUGGAAAUAUCAAAAAGCCAUGUCAUUUUUAUUGCCUUACAUGAGUAACAGAGACCGGUCAACAAAUUUUACGCCCCUGGACCACUCAGUAAGCGAAACUUCAAAUCCGCCAAAUACCAUUGAAGAGAGUUCACGGGAAUCAUGCAAUUUUUUGCCAUCAAAUUCAAAUAAUCUUCCUUCUGCCGAUGAUCCUAAGAAUCCAACAGCUUCGGAAUCUCUUCCAUCAACAUCCAAAAAAAGAAAGAACGAUGAAAUUCUAGAUUAUUUAAAAAAAAAUCAAGAACGCCGCGAAGUGUUGGAACGAGAACGGAUAGAACUUAAAAACAUGAUGUCAGCCAGUGAUAAAUACGAUGAAAUAGACUUAUUUUUUUUAAAUUUGGCUGCAUCGACAAAAAAGCUGCCGUAUUAUUUUCAACUUAAAAUUAAAAAAACCUGCUUUAAUGCGGUAAUGUCAGCUGAAGAAAGUAAUCUUCAACAUAGUUGGUAUUCUCCGAAUAAUUAUGGUUAUUCUACAGGCUCAACACCUACAUCAGAUAACAUCAACACUAGUAUCGAUACUCCUAGUGCUUCAGAUAAUAUCAACACUAGUAUCAAUAUUCCUAGUGCUUCAGAUAAUAUCAACACUAGUAUCAAUAUUCCUAGUGCUUCAGAUAAUAUCAACACUAGUCUUAAUAUUCCUAGUGCUUCAGAUAAUACCAACACUAGUGUCAAUAUUCCUAGUGCUUCAGAUAAUAUUAACACUAGUAUCAUUAAUCCUAGCGCUUUACAAAUUCCAACAACCCAGGAUAUUGAAACAUCUGCAGCAGAGCCAACAGAACCCAAUGAAAAUGCGGUCAAUUUUGAGACAGAUUACGAUUUUUAAAUUAAUAUAACAUGGCUUCUAUAACUGUAUGCAAAAAUAAAAGUUACUUUGAUUUAAAA